Liolophura sinensis is the source of this 5673-nucleotide messenger RNA. Its product is annotated as ubiquitin carboxyl-terminal hydrolase 16-like. The coding region runs from base 153 to 3014 and encodes 953 amino acids. Gene Ontology annotation, molecular function: cysteine-type deubiquitinase activity; zinc ion binding. NCBI's taxonomy places the organism in Eukaryota, Metazoa, Mollusca, Polyplacophora, Chitonida, Chitonidae. The transcript has 20 exons. The record is from RefSeq and is a predicted model, not a curated record. Gene Ontology annotation, biological process: protein deubiquitination.
ACGGAAGUGUGACCACGAUUGUACAAACUUUUGCGUCUUGAAGCAGAGCCUUGGAGCAACGACUUGUCAUUCUCUUUGCUCAGUACAGACUUUUUUCGUGAAGGAAACAAGGACAAAUAUUCAUUAGGUUAAAUUAGCCACAAGCUCCAUCCAUGAAAGUGCUGGAGACCACUCCCUCGCCGGCCUUCACCAUGGGUAAGAAAAAGCACAAACUACGUAACAACAAGCAGAAUGCAGCUGCUGACAUUGACCAAUCAGAGUCUUCGGAUGAGGCAGCAGGCAUCGCAGGAGCAACAGGUCAAACUUGCCAGCAUAUUGGUAAGGCUGUCAAUUUUAGUGCCAUGAGGAAGUCCAUUCAGAAGCAGGUUUUUGGGGAGUGUACAAGCUGUACCAGAGAAGCUCUAAGUGGCAAGAAAAGCGAGAAGCAAAGUACAUCCCCUUUUUUGGCUGAGGGAGACCCCAUUCCCACGAGCUCGUCUACAGACGAUCUCUUCACAGAUGAGUCCGAACCAAUCACAUGGGUGUGCCUUCAGUGUGGUCAUCAGGGCUGUGAUAGAAACUCUCAGGACAAACAUUCUCUCCGCCACCAUGAAACCCCCCACUCCAGCAGCCAUGCCAUUGUCAUCAACACUACCUCCUGGGCUGCCUGGUGUUACGACUGUGAUGAUGAAGUUUGUAUAGAUGGUAGCAAGCGCCUAAGAGAGUGUGUAGAAUUUUUGCGUAAAACAGCUGGUGUGCCCCCAUCAGAAGCCUCUGUACAUCCUGGUCGUAAAGGCCAGGUAGCCGGACCCAGUGUGCCUGAGCAGCAACACCAGCAGCAGCAUCAUCAACAAGGUGUGAUUGGCAGAAGCCGGUCUGGCUCAGGAAAAGCAGGGACAGGCCAGUCUAUAGCCUUGUGUCAGAAAGUCAAGGGCUUAAGUAACCUAGGAAAUACAUGUUUCUUCAAUGCUGUGAUGCAGGUGGUAUGUCAGACACCCAGCUUUGAGCAGCUGAUAGGUGACCGAGGGAAGAAGGGGCGCAUGUUGACACUGCCUGGCCACCAGGUGGACGCAGAGAUGGAACAGUGGAGCAGCAGUAGCAGCAGCAGUUCUGAAGAUGAAUUUAAAGAUGCGGAUAUUGAUAAAAAUUUGUCCCCAAUAGAUGUUGUGUUACCUGACGUGGGCAGUCUAACACAGGCUGUACUCUCCUUUCUUCAUGAGAUGAACAACACAUCGGGCAAGAGUGGAACUGUCACACCCAGUGCCUUAUUUGGCCAAGUUUGUAAAAAAGCUCCUCGUUUCCGUGGUUACCAGCAGCAGGACAGCCAUGAGCUGUUGCGUUAUCUUCUGGACAGCAUGAAGACAGAGGAGAUAAAGAGAGGUCGCACAGGGAUCUUGAAGUUUUUCAAACUUUCAGAGAACUCCAAUCCUAAAAAGAUUGACAGCUGUACAAGAAUGAAAGUGAAAGAGUAUGGAAGACAGGCUAAGGUGACAUUUGUGGACCAGGUGUUUGGUGGCCAGCUGAUCAGCACAGUUGUGUGUGGAGAGUGUAAUUAUGUAUCUCAAAUUUUCGAACCAUUCCUUGAUUUAUCUCUAUCCAUAACAGAAGAAAAGCCACAUCGUCCAAAUCUGGGAAUACUUGGAAAGAAGCAGUCAAUCCCUGAUCUGCCUAGCUCUGCACCCAAACCUAACAAAUACCAGGAGAAGAAGCUAAAGAAGCAGGCGAGGAGAGAUGCAAAGCGCAAACAGAAAACUUCAAAAAACAAGGUGGUCCCUCUGGGAGAAUUUCAGUCCACAACUGAAGGAGAGGUGGCUUUGGAAAACUCUGUUGCUGGGGAAGAGCACAAGGAUGGGGUGUCAGGGAAGGAUGUAGAGAAUGGGGACGGCUCCCUGGACAGUGACCUGGAGGAUACCUCAGAUGCUGAUGUGGAGGAUAAUGUGGACACAGACAACAUAAAGACAGUGGGGGAGAUGGUGAGCUCUGGUGUAGACUGUACUGGUGCAGGGGAGGGGGUGAACCACAGGGCAGAGAACGGGCAGGGAGAAGGGAGUGGGGCCACAGGCACACUGACAGAUGUCACUCAGCAGCUAAGCACACUAAGCCUGCAGGAAAUAGGGGAGACAACUGCAAAGAGGGAGGUGAACGGCGAGUCUGUACCCCAGAUAAAUGGUGUGGAUAGCAGCGUGUCAGAGGACACAGGAGUUUGCCUGGCAGGGGUAGAGAAUGGAUGUCUUCCUAUCAGUACGUCAUGCCAGGACAACCACGUGGAGGUCACUAAUGGGGACUGUCAGCCUGCCCCUCAGACACGGCCAUCCAAGGAUGAGGUGAAGAAGGAGGCCCGUCAGCGGUCCAUGGCCACCCUAGGGCUGAGGUACCAACCCCUCCCCCGAGAGUGCUCUGUCAUGUCUUCCCUUCAUCAUUUCACAUCAGCUGAACUCCUAACUGGCAAUAACAAGUUUGGCUGUGAAAAGUGCACCAAAAAGCAGAAGGCAGCAAAAGGUAAAUCUGAGAUGGUGUACAGAAACGCCAGUAAGCAUUACCUGAUCUUCUCCCCACCUGCUGUUCUCACCUUACACUUCAAGCGUUUUGAACAGAUUGGGUACAACUCCCGCAAGGUUAACAGUCAUGUGGACUUCACGUUUCUGCUAGAUUUAUCUCCCUUUUGCAGCUCCCUCUGUCAGGGCCGACGUAAGGACCAGAAGAAGAUCCUGUACUCUCUGUACGGUGUUGUGGAGCACAGUGGUAGGCUUAAUGGCGGCCAUUACACAGCAUACGUCAAAGUACGGCCUAACAUUGGCCUCAUUACGGACUUCCUACAAACGUAUGCUUCUCACCCAAGGGAGCUAAUUCAGCGGUACUCAGAACAUUACUUGAAUGGCAUAUCAGAAUCCUCAGAGGACAGUGGUGAUGGAAGUGAAGGGCUAGUCCCGCCAGGUCGCUGGUAUCACAUCAGUGACAACCGGGUGAGCGAGGUGCCGGAGACAAGUGUACAGACAGCUCAGGCCUAUCUUCUGUUCUAUGAGAGAGUCUGUUAGGUACUUGUUGUUCAAAGCCAGCUUGCAUCAGCGAAGAUGCUGAUUGUUUCCUGUAUCUGACAGCCAGGUUAUAGACACAAAUCACAUACUAGCUGGUACAUAAACAACAAACUUGAUCCACUCUUACAUAACUUUGUAAAUCAGUGUCUUGCAAUUUUUCCUGUAAAUCAUGUUAUAAGAGUGUAGCCUAAACAGAUGUUCUUUUAAAAGACAAAAUAUAUCCAUGAAAGUUUUUGUAGUGCUUCUUAGGCCAAGUCAAGUAGUUUUGAAGUUUGGUUCCAUUGUUAUCUGCAUUCUCCCUUUUUAUUGCUGGUGUCACAUUCCAGGUUACAGUUUAUCCUUGUCAAGGACAUUGUGACCUUGUAGAAUGUGAGUGGCCUGCGUUAUUAGACACAAGUACACAGAAUAAGGUUUUAGUUGUUGUAAAUCUUGUUGGAAAAAGUGUGUGUUCAUUUGCUGUGCUCUUUCAACAAUAACUUCAUUCUCAUUUCUUGUGUUUUGGCCAAAAAUCUUGUCUUAAAAGUCGGCACACCAGUUGUUGAUUAUUUACCUUCAGAUAAUAUUCAUUCCAAAUGUUAAACAUAGACAUUACUGAUAAAGCAUUUUUAAUUCAGAAGGAAAAUAAUCAGAAUGUGAUUUGUACUGAAUUCCGAUGUCUUCACCAUUUAUGGUAGAGAGCAUCAUUUGUUAGAUCAGUGUGUAAAGUACAUGUACCCAGUGUAUGCUGUGUUGAAGGUACGUUAAAGUCUCAGAUAUUCACAGAAAUACUCAACAAAUAAUUACACACACUCAACACUGAAUACAUUUUUUAAGAAAGACAGAGCUUACAGACAUGUUCUGAUUACUAAAGCAAGUGAUGUUUUCCUGUCGCUUUUUACAGAGACUGACAAAAUUACUUCACGUGUUUUCCCCACAUUGUUUCACAGUUGGACCUGAAUACUAAUUAUGAUUAUUUGUAGGUGAUAGCCUGCUACCUGCUCACAUCAAUUGCUUUAUUCACAGGAUGUAUUGUAGGUUUCACAACAAACAGUCUCCUUAUAGGUGUAGGUUUUACGAAUUGUAGUGUCCAUUUGGCUUUUUUUUUUUCUUUUUUUUUUUUUUUCUUCAAAAUGUUACAUGUAUUUCCAUGAACAGGGAUCUUUCCCUUUGUUAGACUGCAUGAUUUGUAAUUUAAUUAAAGAAACGUGAUCAGGUAUGUUUAAGUGUUAAGAGACAUAUGUAUUAAAUUCAGAUAAUAACUGAUAAGGGUGUAGCUUCACUUGGUCAUCUUGUGGAAAUGAUUUAUUUCAUUAUACAGAUGUAUUUGAUAUAUGAUGUAUUGUACAGUUAUCCGUACAAAAGCCUUUAUACUGCUGAAUAAACCUGCACAGGCUAAGUAAUGGAUAUACACACCUAUACACUUCUAUGUAUAUAUUACUGAUCUUAAAUUUAUUAAACCAUUACAAAGAAUUUUGUAUUUGAGGAUAUUUAAUGUUACAGGUAACAUCAACAUGUACCUGUGUGUCAGAUGUACAUCACCUUAUGAAGACUUCUCUAUCAACACCAUUUCUAGGUGUACAAUACAUGUAAAUCUGAUAAAGUGUGCCUGCACAUUUACUCUCUGAAUACACCAUUACAACCUUUAUCUUAUGAAUUAUGCCUGUUUUACUAUGUGCCAUUUGUUUCACUCCUUCCUUGUUUGUUGUUUUUGUUCUCAUUAUUUUGUUUUGACCUCACUUGUGAUAUUCUUGUCAUAUUUAUGAGGUUUUGUUGUUUAUAUUUGUUUCAUUACAUGACUAGCAGCUAUGUUGUUGAAGAUUGUUAUGUAAAGGUAGUACAAAGUUUAGUACACAGGUAAAACAGUUUGACCCUAACUGUAUUCAGAUCUCCGGUAGCUGUUAGGGUCAUGCAGUCACAUUUAUUACAUGCUUGAAAAAAUUAACAUGCACACAAACAAUUAAUGCUGUAAAGCUCAGGAACUGUUUCUGUGAAAAGAUUUUCGAUGUAAAAUUCUGCGCUUUUGUUUAGGUUAAACCAUCAGACUUACAAAUUUGAACUUGCCUGAUAACCUCAGUUCCUGGGGAAUGAUGAUGUGGGGAGAAAAAAUUAUGCUGUGUGAUGAUAAAGUAAAAUCCGGUAUUCAUGUACAUUUACACAUGUACUGGCAUAUCAUUUGCAGUAUUACUUAUAUACCUAUAUACAGAGAUAGUAUAAUUGUACCAUACUUGCUUGGGAAUGCUUUAUAGUCCAUAGUGGCUGAUGUAUAUAUUCAAAAUUUAAGUCAACAAAAUCAAAGUGCUCAUGUUCAUAAUAAACAAACCUUAAACACGACUCCUGAUAGAUUUAAAAAGCAGCCACUCUGAUGGGGGUGGGGGGGGCGUGAAUCAUGGCUACUGGUAUGCUAAUAGUUUUGUUGACUACAGUGCAAGCUGUUGUCUUCUGCAAAUUCACAUGCCACUGAUGCCAGCAUACAAAGGAGCUGCUGUGUUUUGGGGUUUACAGACAAAAAUUAAUUAGGGGAAUUCUCAGGUGACAUUUCAAGAAUGGAACUGGAAUAAAACUACAGAUAGUUCCCAAUCUCAUUACAUUCAAUGUCUUAUUAUUUUGAGUGUGUAAAGGUUUACGUUUGUAACCAAGAACAUACUGUUGCUGUACAGAACUCUAAAUAAAGCACACUAUU